AGGUUAUUAGCACGAGGAAUAAGAAGAAGAAAUAGACCCCCCAAAAUUCGAAUCAUAUUUUGGGCCGAAAAAGUUUGCGUACCCAAAUUCCAAUCGCAUUCUUCUGCUUCCUCUCUCACUCUUCCCGGCUCUGAAAUUGAAUCACUCUCACGGUCGCAUGACUCUUAUUCGCGCCUCCUCCACAACACUCAGGUGAAUUUCCUGAAAGGACAAAACCAGAAAUUUCAUUUCCCGCCAUGUCCCUAUCCUCAGUCCCAGCACGGCUCACUCUCCUAGCCCUCCUCUCAGCCACCACCUUCUACUGUUUCUACAAAUCACGCCGCCUCAAGCAACUCAAACUCUCCCUAAACCCUAACCCUAGCUCUUCUCCUCGCAAAGGCAAGCUCUUCUUCAUCUCCCAAACGGGUACCUCCAAAGCCCUAGCUCAUCGUCUGCUCGAUCUUCUCACCUCCAACGGCCUCGCUUUCGAUCUCGUCGACCCCAACCACUACGAGCCCGAAGACCUCCCUAAAGAGAGCCUCGUCCUAAUCAUCGCUUCGACCUGGGACGAUGGGAAGCCGCCGGCGAACGCCAAGUUCUUCUCCAAUUGGCUCGCUGAGAGCGCGGAGGACUUCAGAGUGGGAUCACUGUUGCUUUCUAAUUGCAAAUUCGCGGUAUUCGGCGUCGGAAGCCGAGCCUAUGGCGCUACGUUCAAUGCGGUGGGAAAGGACGUAGCAAAAAGGAUGAGGGCGUUGGGCGCUUCUGAGAUAUUUUCAAUUUGGGAAGGUGAUGUGGAUGGUGGUGAUAUAGACGAGGUCUUUGAGGCUUGGAGUGGGAAGGUGCUGAGGUUUUUGAAGGGUGGUGUGGCUGAAAAUGGUGGGGUUUUGAGUAAUGGGGUUGGUGCUGAAUGCGAAGCUGAGAGUUUUGAUGGGUCAGACGAGGAUGAGGAGGAGGAAGAUGAUGUGGAGUCGGAGGUUGUUGAUCUUGAGGAUAUUGCAGGUAAAGGACCUUCAAGAAGGAGGACAGUGACGGUGACCAAAACUAAUGGGACGGUGAAUGGUCAAAAAGAGAUGGUCACUCCAGUGAUUCGGGCAAGCUUAGUAAAACAGGGGUAUAAAAUCAUAGGUUCACAUAGCGGUGUCAAAAUCUGUAGAUGGACAAAGUCACAGCUUAGAGGUAGAGGAGGUUGCUACAAGCACUCAUUUUAUGGCAUAGAAAGUCACAGGUGCAUGGAGACAACCCCUAGUUUGGCAUGUGCAAACAAAUGUGUUUUCUGUUGGAGGCAUCACACAAAUCCUGUUGGAAAGAGUUGGCAGUGGAAGAUGGAUGAUCCAUUAGAGAUUGUCAAUUCUGCCAUAGACCUGCACACAAAAAUGAUCAAACAAAUGAAAGGAGUUCCUGGUGUUACAUUGGAGCGAUUAACAGAGGGUCUCUCUCCCAGGCAUUGUGCCUUAUCACUUGUCGGUGAACCUAUCAUGUAUCCAGAGAUUAAUGCACUUGUAGAUGAGCUGCAUCGGAGACGGAUUUCUACGUUUCUAGUCACUAAUGCUCAGUUUCCUGAAAAGAUUAAAAUGCUGAAACCCAUUACACAGUUAUAUGUAAGUGUGGAUGCUGCAACUAAAGAGAGUUUGAAAGCAAUUGACAGGCCACUUUUUGGGGAUUUUUGGGAGCGAUUCAUUGAUUCCUUGAAAUCUCUUAAGGAAAAACAGCAACGAACUGUUUAUCGCUUAACUCUGGUGAAAGGGUGGAAUACAGAAGAUAUUGAUGCUUAUUAUAACAUCUUUAGCAUUGGAAAUCCUGAUUUUGUUGAAAUCAAAGGAGUUACAUAUUGUGGAUCGUCUGCUACAUCAAAGUUGACCAUGGAGAAUGUGCCAUGGCAUGCUGAUGUUAAGGCUUUUUCAGAGGCCUUGGCUUUGAAAAGUAACGGGGAAUAUGAGGUGGCAUGUGAGCAUGUCCACUCAUGUUGUGUUCUCCUGGCAAAAACUGACAAGUUCAAGAUCAAUGGCCAGUGGUUCACAUGGAUAGACUAUGAAAAGUUUCAUGAUCUGGUGUCUUCCGGAAGACCUUUUGACAGUAAGGAUUACAUGGCUGCCACACCUUCAUGGGCUGUUUAUGGUGCAGAGGAAGGUGGAUUUGAUCCGUAUCAGUCUCGAUACAAGAAGGAGCGUCAUCACAGAUCAAACCAGUGACGACCAGCGAAGUCUUUUAAGUUUUUCUAUACACCCUUCCAGUCGAGUCGAUGAAAAUGUUUUUCCUGUGCCCCUACCGUGUUGUCAGCUCAGCAUCCAAUUUGGCUCUAUUAUCCUUUGAACCUAGUAGUAAUAUUUGGCGAUGUAUCCUGCCUCAGUGGCCCCUGUAUUAUUAUUGCUGAGGUUUUUUUUACUAAUUAUGUAAUUGUUGUUCGCUGGGUCAUUCUAUAAAUGGAAAAUUGUCAUCUUCCGACCCCUCCAAA
Messenger RNA from Prunus persica (peach), 2431 nucleotides. RefSeq names its product S-adenosyl-L-methionine-dependent tRNA 4-demethylwyosine synthase. The coding region runs from base 237 to 2168 and encodes 643 amino acids. Gene Ontology annotation, biological process: wybutosine biosynthetic process. Lineage: Eukaryota; Viridiplantae; Streptophyta; Magnoliopsida; Rosales; Rosaceae. The record is from RefSeq and is a predicted model, not a curated record. Gene Ontology annotation, molecular function: FMN binding; catalytic activity; 4 iron, 4 sulfur cluster binding. The transcript is spliced from 9 exons.